Mesorhabditis belari is the source of this 1845-nucleotide messenger RNA. Lineage: Eukaryota; Metazoa; Nematoda; Chromadorea; Rhabditida; Rhabditidae. The record is from the annotation of a GenBank genome assembly.
AUGAAUGUCACGUGCCUCUUCCCGAAGUGCGAAGAGCAACUACAGCCGCACGACCUCGACGAUCACAUUCGACAUCAUCUUCGCUUGAAAUUAUACAGAUGUUAUUGCGAAAAGCGAUUCUACACUUGGGCUGGUCUUCAGGAGCAUUUGGAAACGAUCGCGGAUGACGAAAUUCACUGUAUCACUAACGAUUGUCCUGGUGAUGUUUACCUCAAGGCACUGGUGAGCCGAAUCAUUGCCGAUUUUAAAAGCGCGGAAAAUGGUGCUCCGAUUCCGGUGAUUGCAUCAAAUCUUCGCCUGAGGGCUCAUGCUGUUGCUUCACGGUCUGCAUCGAUAACUCCUGCAGAAAUUGUUGGCGAAAAACGCCCAGGAUUAGAAACACAGGAAGAAGUCGCUCCUCGAAAAGUCUAUUGUUCAAUGCAAAUGCCCGCGGAAAAUUCGGCUGACGAUUUGGCUAUCUUUGUGCCGGCUCGGUCUGCGAGUAGAAGUCCUAUUCGGCCUGUGGCUCUCCGACCUGUUGGAAAAUCUUCAGAAAGAAAACGAAAUUUUUCUAAUUCCACUCAAAGAAAAGAUAACCAAACACCGUCAAGGACAGCUUGUCGAACGCCAGUGUCUACGGCGCCAUUGAACGUGUCUGAGCAAACUAAUACCAUAAGUUCUCCUCAAUCAAGCAAGCGAAGGGAUCACACGUUGGCAAGCCGAGAACAAUCUCUAGCUUCUACAACGCGAUCAGUGCGAUUGAAAACUCCAAUCAAAAAUGUUGCAAAACUCCACAAAAAGCCAACAAGCCCUAAUAAGUCAGUAGUGCCUCCAAUUACAAUUACAAUUCCAUCAGAAACAAAUGAGGGCAGAACAUUACAUGAGGCAAUUACGGAUGUCUUAAACAUGCCAACGCUACCAAAGGAGAAAAUGACUUUGCCACCGGAGUUAGCAAAUCUUGGAAAUGUCACUUGCCAGAAAUGCCCAAAGCUGUCCUUUACAGUUGAUUUUAGUGAAAGACGAACUCAUGUAGCAAACACACACGUUUCGGCUAAUCAAGGAAAUUGGCGGUAUACUGGAGAUUACAGAAAGGAGCUCGCUUAUCAAAUGCGAGAAUGUUUUUCCGAUUUAGCUAGUGAAGAUGACCUUUGUGUGGUUUGUUACGAUACAGCCGUAAAGCCAACAAGAUAUACGAGUGAAACUGGUCGUAUGGGUCAUGUUCGAGCUUGUCAUCUUCCCGCCGACAAAUUUCUACCAUGUCCAUUUGCUUUUGAAUCUAAUAGUUGCAGGAUGCAUCGAUUCAAAACUACCGAGGACGUUAACAGUCAUUGCCAGCUAGUUCAUCUCAUUGAGGGAUAUUCGACCUUGAAAGAUACGAAGAAGCCCGUCUACGAACAAUUUCUCCAUUUCAAACGAAUCUACAAUUUAUUCUGUUCGGAGUUGAAAGGCCUUUAUUUUCCGGUGCCGGUCAACUCGAGUGCAGUCACUGCCUCAAACAGUCCACUCAGAAAUGAAGCAGCAAAUGAUAACGGCCAGGUUGUGGCUCAUACGGAUCCUAACGUUCAACAAGAGGCUCAAAGCACCGAUGUUCAACCUAUAAAACAAGAGAAUAUGGUUGAAUUGCAAAGGGAAGUUUCGGAAACACCGCCAACUACAAGUAGAACUUUCCCUUUGAAAUCCGGGACCUGGACUCCCAUGCCAACUCGUCCAUAUUCGGCCUUAUCAAGGAUGACUGGCCGCAGGUCUUUCCCGAGUCCUUCAAGUGGAGGAUUGCGUAACCCUUUUGCGACGGCGCAAAGGAGAGGUCGUGGACGACAACAGCAAAUUCAGCCAAAUCACGACUGGCACUUCAGGGGAAACAAGUUC